AUGUUAGGCCGCUAUGGGCUGAAGACAUAUGUCACCCCCAGUGAAUCCUGGGAUUGCAGCCAAAGGAAGAAGGCAUGCAGGACAGUGGUUCAGGCCGACAUAGUGUUUCUGGUGGAUGAGUCCUGGAGCGUGGGUCAUAAAGACUUUUCCAGAAUCAAAGACUUCAUCUCAGCCAUCAUCUCCUCCUUUCAGGACAAUGUGGUCGGAGCUGAUGGGGUCCGUUUUGGAGUCACUGUCUUUGGGGAUGUUCCAAGAAUGCGGAUUGCUUUGACAGACUACAAUUCCCUUGAGGAGGUACUCAGAGCCAUCAAAGACCUUCCCUAUGAAGGUGGAUCCAGGAGGACUGGCAUGGCACUCCAGUUUCUGGUCGACUCUGUUUUCAGCCCCGUCAUCAGGCGGGAUUCUGUCCCGAAGAUUGCUGUUUUGAUCACAAAUGGACAGUCGGACGACCAGGUCAGUGCUGCAGUCAGAGCAGUAGCAGACAAUGGAAUUACUGUCUUUGCAGUAGGCCUCACGGGGGUUGAUGAGGCAGAGCUUAGGAGGGUUGUGUCGGAGCCACAUGCCGAGCAUCUAUUGCUGGUCACUGAUUUCUCUACCAUGGACACCAUCCUCCCCAAACUGUCCCGCAGAGUGUGCCUCACUGCCUCUGAACCCCCACGUCCUGUGAAAACUUCCAAGCCUAGCGAGGAACGUGUGGUGGGUCCCAGAGACCUUCAGGUUAGCGAACUGGCCCACAGUUCUCUUAGACUGACGUGGAGCCAGGCCACGGGUGAUGUCACCGGAUAUCGCCUCCUGGUCACUCCACUGAGCUCGGAGGGACAACUCCUUCCUGUGCAGCAGAGGCAGAUGGAUCUGAAGGCAGAUGUGAGCACAGCCAUGGUGACAGAGCUGAGUCCCAAAACCGACUAUUCCCUCACCGUCUAUGCCAUGUACCCAGGCCUCAUAGGAGACUCUGCGACAAUCAAAGUAAAGACAACGCCUUUGCCCGAAGUUUCAAACUUCCGUGUUAUUGAGGAGGGCCUGUUCUCCCUGCGCCUCGGCUGGACACCCCCCCAGGGGAAGCUAAAUGGAUUCAAGAUCUUCAUCCCGAGAUCCAACAGACCAGGAUUCAUUUAUGAGCAGCUGCUUCCCAGAGACAUUUCCUCUCAUGUGAUUGACAGUCUGGAGGAGGAUAAGAAGUACACUGUCAGUAUUUAUGCUGUGUACCCUGAAGGACCAAGUAAACCGGUUUCAGUAGUGGGGAAGACAUUGAAGUUGGUGCCAGUUCAUCAGUUUCUGGUCCAAAAUGCCACCACAGACACCGUUCAAGCAAGGUGGGCAUCAGUUAAAGGUGCUACAGGAUACCGUUUGACAUGGGCAUCUACAGAAGGCCACAUAGAAAACAUAAACCUCGGGGACAAUUUUAACUUCUACAUGAUACAGGGCCUCCACACAGGCUCUGAAUACACCAUCACCAUCAACCCCAUCUUUGGAGACAUUGAGGGGCCUAUCACCACUGCGAAAAUCAAGACAUUGGAAAGUAGUUCAGUACAGACUCUGAAAGUAUCUGCUGUGAGCACAAGUACUGCAGUCGUCUCAUGGAACAGUGUCCCGGGGGCUACAGGAUACAGACUGGCAUGGAGACCCACCCCAGAGUUUGUUGGUCGGGAUCGUCCCAGGCAAUUGGCUCUGAACACCAGCACUACACAGUACCAGCUGAAAAAUGUAGCCCAUGAUACGGAGUAUGUCCUGACGCUUUACGUGCUGUUUGGCGCUGCGGUUGGACCUGGCAUCGCUGCCACGUUCAGAACUUCUCCUUUGGGUUAUGUCUCUAACUUCAAGGUGACAUCCUACACAAGCACCACUAUAGAUGUGGCGUGGAGUCCCAUCGUUGGAGCCACCGAGUACAAACUCUCAUGGAAAACAGAUAAUAGCAAACCCCAAGUCCAGUACCUGGAUCGUAGCAUCCUCUUCCAUCGUCUCAAAGACCUGAAUCCACAGUCUACCUACACAGUCACCAUCUGUGCAGUGUAUGGCAACUCAGAGGGACCAGAAAUCUCCUUAUCUCAGCUCACAGCUGCAGUGUCAGAGUCAGAUCCAAUCCAGCCAGUGAGGGAGGUGAAGGUUGAGGACAUUGGAGUAAAUUCCUUCACACUAUCUUGGAAAAAAGCACCAGGGGCUUCUGGAUACAAAAUCUCUUGGAUCCCAUUUCUUGGGGGUGAUGAGAAGUCCCAUGUGGUAUCGGCUGAUUUUGCCUCCUACACCAUCCGCAACCUGCGAGAGAGCUCAGCUUACAAGAUCCAGGUGUCCUCCAUGGUGGGCAGCAGGGAAGGAAGCGCUGUCCUGGUCACAGCACGUACCUUGGAUCUUCCCAAAGUAGAAGGAUUUGUUGCUUUGAAUACAACAGAUAACAGUACUGUUCUGAACUGGACACGCGUAGCUGGUGCCUCAGGAUAUCGCCUCUCCUGGAGGCACAUCUCAGUGUUUGACACAAAAACAGAAAUCCUUGGCCCUGGAUUCACCUACUAUAAGAUCAGUGAUCUCUUGUAUGGCAGAACAUAUCUUUUCACCAUCAGACCUUUGUAUGGAGAAGUGGAGGGGCCUAUAAGCACCAUGUAUCAGAGAAUAUUGGGACCAGCUCGCCCAGCGUUAACAGUCCAGCCUGUGCCACCUACAGUGCCCCCCCAUUCCCCACCUAACACUGGGGACUCCCAGACUGCCUCUAUCAUCAACACAACCACUGCUCAAUCACCCAUGAGGACCACCUGGCACCCUGAUGUUGUGCUUCCAACUGAGUCCUUAACAACCAAGAAGCCCCACGUUCAGCCAAGUGUCACUGAGGGCAAGGCAGGAGUAGUCACGUCCUUUCGAUUAACCACACUGAGUAGAGUGACAGAGAAAAAAACACCACCACAACCAGUGUGCGGUAAGACCAAAGCGGAUAUAGUGUUCUUGGUGGAUGAGUCGUCGAGCAUUGGCACUGACAACUUUAGGAAGAUGAAAGACUUCAUAUUUCGAGUGGCUACAUACUUCCCCGUAAUUGGUUCACAGGGCACGCAGAUAGCUGUGGUUCAUUACAGCGAUGAGCCUCGCAUUGAAUUCCGCCUUAAUGACUUCAAAGACAGAAACUCUGUGCUCAGGGCUCUCAGAGCGCUGCGUUAUGGAGGGGGCAACACCAAAACCGGAAAAGGCAUCAGCUAUGUUCUGCAAGAACUGUUCCAGGAGGCUCAUGGGAUGAGGCAGGAUGUACCCCAUGUUCUGGUUUUGUUUACAGAUGGCAAGGCCCAAGACAAUGUGGUGCCACCCUCCAGAAUUGCCCGCGCCUUGGGGGUCAGCGUCCUGGCAGUUGGAGUUUCGAAUGCAGAUCGUGAAGAACUGAAUAAAAUUGCGGCUCCCACCAGCUACAAAAACAUCUUCUAUUCACCAACUUUUGAUGAUUUUCCCUCCGUGGAGAGAGAAUUUAUCAGAAGCCUCUGUAGCGACGAACUCAUCACAGAGUUCAAACUACAAGAUGAGGGUGCUCAGCUAGACACCCCCACUGAUGACCCAGAGGAGAUGCUUAAGCCCGAGGGUCCAUGCCUAACUCAGUGCAUGAAGGGCCAAAAAGGGGAAAAGGGAGACAGUUUGGGUCUUGGUCUGAGAUUCAGACAAAGCCCUGGAGAGUUUGAUCCUUUCACAUCUUCAAAAGGAGAAAAAGGAGAAAGGGGACUUCCUGGAACUGACGGUGUUCCUGGUUUGCCAGGUCGCCCAGGAAGAACUGGACCACCGGGUUCUGCUGGCCAACGGGGCCCUACAGGUGUUCCAGGUGACAUGGGUCCACCUGGGCUCCCUGGUCCAAAGGGACAGAGAGGAGAAAGAGGAGAGCCGGGAUACGUCAUAGCUGGUACAGAUGCAAAUUUUGUGCCCGGACGAAAAGGAGAGCCAGGCUCCUCAGGUCCCCCAGGACCUCCCAGUCUUCCAGGGGUCAAUGGAGCUCCAGGUCUGCCUGGUCAGCCAGGAUCACCGGGGCCACCAGGAAUAGCUGUCAAGGGAGAUCCCGGAGAGCCGGGUACAAAAGGCUUACGUGGGAAGCAGGGCGUGAAUGGAGACAAAGGAGAGCCGGGAAAAGAUGGCAUUGCAGGUUUGCCUGGUCCCAUUGGUGUUGAUGGGGGACCAGGACUGCCAGGCCAGAAAGGAGAAAAGGGUGAGGAGGGAGUUGGCAUACAAGGUGUUCAAGGUCCUCAUGGAGAGAAAGGAGAGAAGGGAGAUAUUGGAUUAGCAGGACCAGUUGGCCCAAAGGGUGAGCGUGGAGAGCAGGGCAUCCAGGGAAUCAUUGGACCUCGGGGGAAAAAGGGAAUGAAAGGGGAGCCAGGAGACAAGGGAGACCAAGGAGAGGUGGGACCAAUAGGACCACAAGGACCCCCAGGGCCUGCAGGACCGAUGGGAUUAAAGGGAGAUGAAGGUCCAAGAGGACCUGCUGGAGACCCGGCGAAGGGUGUAAUUGGUCCAGCUGGGAAAAAGGGGGCCAGGGGGGACAUCGGUCCAGUUGGUUCCACAGGCCCUCAGGGAAUAAAGGGAGAACAAGGAGACAAGGGAGAAAAGGGUAGUCCUGGUUUUGGGAUUCCAGGACAGCAGGGGCAAAAGGGAGAAAAUGGAGAAAGGGGAAAUGUUGGUUUAUCAGGAAAACCAGGACAAAAGGGGAAAGAUGGCUCUAAAGGUGAAAAAGGGAGCAUUGGAUUACCUGGCAAUCCUGGAGAACCGGGAUUAAGAGGUAAAGAUGGUGCACCUGGAGCUAUAGUAGAACCGGGAAUGAAGGGUGAACAAGGACCAGCUGGAGAGCCUGGUGAAAGAGGAAUCAGGGGUCCAUUGGGAUUACCAGGAAAACCAGGUGACACUGGAGAAAAAGGUGACCCUGGCAAGCCUGGCCCACCUGGUGCCGAUGGCAGAAAAGGUGACAAAGGAGAGGCGGGAAAGCCUGGACCUCCGGGAACACAAACUGGUUCAGACAACAUACUGACCAGAGUAAUUAAGGGCGAUCCUGGAGAGCCAGGUCAGCCAGGUUUGCGAGGAGAAAUGGGCCCGCCUGGGCCACAAGGUCCAGAGGGGAAACCUGGAUUACCAGGACAGUCUCUGGGUGAUUCUGGAAGAGAUGGAUUAGAUGGCUUACCAGGAAAACCAGGAAUGAAGGGUGACCAGGGACAGAAAGGAGAGCCUGGUCCGAAAGGAGAAAAAGGAGAUCAAGGCCGGGUUGGGAUUGCUGGGAUGCCUGGCUUACCGGGGACUCCUGGGAGACCUGGCAUUGAUGGGAAGAGGGGCCUGCCAGGAAAAGAUGGAGAAAGAGGACUCAAAGGAGAUGACGGCAAGAAGGGGGACAAGGGAGAUGCAGGUGCUGAUGGUAAAGAUGGUAGUAAGGGUGAACCAGGGCUUCCAGGUUUGCCUGGGAGGCAGGUGCUUGUCACUCCUGAGGGUGCUACCAUUGAUGAAAUCCGACAAGCAUUCCCAAUGCCAAUGGGUCCUCCAGGACCUACUGGUUCUCCAGGAUUGAAGGGUGAUAAAGGAGAAAAAGGCCUGAAAGGAGAAAAGGGUGACGCUGGAGCUCCAGGAAAAUCUCUUGAGAUGAAGGACAUCGAGACAAUGUUUGAAGCCUACGGUAUAAAGCUUCCUUUGCUGAAGGCUUUGAUUGACAGGUUGCUGCAGGAUGGCAUAGAGGAGCUGCUUCAUGUGCUCAGCAACUCCAAGAAAACAAAAGAAAACACAGAAAGGCACAACUCCAACGUCAUCGCUGACUACAAAAGUUCGGAGAAAUUUGACAUCACCAGCAGACCUUUGUCAAAAGCGGACACUUUUGAGGACACUGAUGUAGACGGCCAGCCUCCUGAAUCUUUCUUUGUUGACCCUUUAAAUGAAACUGCAGAGGAUCCAACUUUAUGGACCGUCAACACGCUGAAUGGAGAACCGGAGCACGACACGAUUGAGGCCAAUUUAAAGGAGACAGUAGACAGUACUGGAACUUCCUUCAAAGUUAAUCUGACUGUAGUCAAUUCUACUUCCAAUUAUACAAUGACCAAUGAGGAGGACUCACUGAAGAAGAAUUCAGGACAAAAGAAGAAGAACAGGGAACGUGGGAAAGGCAAAGGAAAUAAAGGACGACAUAGGAGGCAGAGACAACGCUUGACAAGUGAAGAGGCCAGGCAAGACGAAGAAGACGAGUUUUAUAACGGCGAGGAUUACAGUUAUGAAUACGAGGAAGAACUUACCACAAUUGACCCCUUAAUCCCUCGGGACUUCGGGGAAAACAGACAGCUUGAAGUCCAAACAGAUGAAUUUCCCCAUCCAGUGGAUGAUAAGGAACAAUUGCUCACACCCAGUCCUGCCCAGGUCGAGACCUUAAGUCAACCUAUAACAGUCUUCUCAGACAGAGAAACGGAUGCACAGGUUAUCUUGCCAACCACAGAGUCACCCUCUCGACCCUCUGAUGAUAUAGAGAAGUCUACACCUCCUUCGGCAACAGAAGAACCAGAUCAGGAAAUCUCUUAAUUCCCGAGAGACUGAGACUAUAGAGUCUUAAUCAUUCAUAAGAAAGCACUACACGGAGAGUGCGAAUAAACUGUGAACCGUUUUCUCUGGUGAUGAACCCUGAACAACGUCGUUUCAUGAGGGGGGACUUCUUUCUGCACAGAGACAAUGUCACUCACCAAAAAAUACCAUAUACCAUACCAGAGUGUUCUCUUGUUGUGGCUUAUAGAAAAUUAGGCACCUGAAAACUGUCCUCGUAUGUAGGUUGUGUUUUUUUAAGCUUGGUCAGUGUAAAAACCAGUGUAGCUUUACUUACCUGCCAGAAACUCCUAAUUUAUUUAUGACAAGUAUUUUUCAGUA
This is a messenger RNA of Pundamilia nyererei, 6834 nucleotides long. RefSeq names its product collagen type VII alpha 1-like (gene col7a1l). Gene Ontology annotation, molecular function: protein binding. The record is from RefSeq and is a predicted model, not a curated record. Bases 1 to 6495 code for a protein of 2164 amino acids. NCBI's taxonomy places the organism in Eukaryota, Metazoa, Chordata, Actinopteri, Cichliformes, Cichlidae. The transcript has 79 exons.